UGUUUGCGAAGUUUGAGGCGAAAGGUAGUGUUCGAAAGAAAUAUAUUCUGUUACGGGUAUGUUGAGCGUAAAACAUAAAAAUUAGUGAAUAUGUGCAAAUGUAUGAAGAUAUAUAAGCAUUGCAUUUUACGACAGUAAAUCAAAGGCAGAAAUAAAUGUGCAUUGUUUAUAUGUUGCAAUAUCGGUAGCCGUGAAGCUCGCGCGAAAUUAGUGCAAAUAUUUUGAAUAUAUAUUUCUCAAAGCGCGGAAAUUCAAAAUUGAGUAAACUGCAUUUCCUACAGAGGAAAACACGAUAAGCAAUAAUUAUAGUGCAUGAAAUUUUGAAUAAUGAAAGCAAAUUAUUGAAACUGCGUGCAUUAAAACACAUUAGCCAAAUUCGUUUAUAGCUACAAAGUCAGUAGGCAGAAUUUCAAAAUAGGAAGUAGUCAAGAAACUAAGUGAGAAAAUAAAUAAAAACCUAUAAAUAACUUUUUUUUUUCAAAAACAAAUAUAAAAAACUAAGCCAGUGGGAAAGUGGCGAAGAAAACUAAGAAACGUAACAGCUCAACAAGUGCAAGAAACCGCAAACAGUCGCCCACCUUAUGCACGCUGCACUACCGCGUGUAUGUCUCGUCGUUUGCGUGCCGCGCAUGUGCAGUGCUUUGUUCAGAUAUUUUUGCCUCUUAAAAAUACGUAUUUCUGCAACAAAAAAUUUUAACCGUACGCGUGCCAAUUUUUUACUAUUUACGCGCGUUUUGUUUUCUGUAUUUUAUUAAGCAACAUCUCUACACUUUUGGGUGCGUUAAGUGUGUUUUUCUUUGAAUUACUGUGAGUAAUGGCGAGAAAACAUAAUAAUAACACAACGGUAAAGAUGCUGAAAAGUGAAAUUUUCAGUCUAUGGCCGCUGGCAUUUGCCUCUUUCCUUGCAUUGCAGCUGCUCGCCGGCACCGCUGAAGCCUUCACUAUACUCUCCCCAUUCAGUUACACAUCUCUGAGUUUUAAGAAUCUGCUAAAUUCAGUGUUUUUAGCCAGUAAUGCGAAUUUAGCGGGUGGUGGGCGAAAUUUAAAAUCAGAUAUACUUGAGGAUGCGUCAUUGAUAACGCCGAAAUUGAUACGCAAGUACGGUUACCCAUCGGAGACACAUACAGUGGUCACAAAGGAUGGCUAUAUUCUGGAAAUGCAUCGCAUACCAAAACGUGGCGCCCAGCCAGUGCUUCUGAUGCACGGCAUAUUGGACACAUCGGCUACAUGGGUGCUGAUGGGACCAAAAUCGGGGUUGGGCUACAUGUUAUCGGAUCUCGGUUACGACAUAUGGAUGGGCAAUGCGCGUGGCAAUCGAUAUUCGAAGAAUCACACGAGCCUUAAUAGCGAUUACCAGGAAUUCUGGGAUUUCACCUUUCACGAAAUGGGCAAAUAUGAUUUACCCGCAAACAUUGAUUAUAUCCUCAGCAAAACAGGUUACGAACAGCUGCACUAUAUAGGACACUCUCAGGGCACUGCAGUCUUUUGGGUUCUGUGUUCCGAGCAGCCUUCCUAUACACAAAAAAUACUAUCGAUGCACGCUUUAGCUCCCAUAGCGUUCAUUUCUGAUAUGAAGAGUCCACUUUUUCGAACAUUGGUUGUGUUUUUAGACUUUUUAACGGCAGCGACACGCAUGCUACGCAUCACCGAAUUUAUGCCCAAUACAAAAUUGUUUGUAGAUCACACGCAAGUGGUGUGCCACGACAACGCAAUGACGCAGGACGUCUGUUCAAAUAUCUUGUUCCUGGUGGCCGGCUACAAUUCGGAGCAAUUGAAUAAGACAAUGCUACCAGUCAUGUUGAGUCAUACACCUUCAGGGGCAUCAAUUAAACAACUCGAACACUUCGGGCAGCUAAUGAAAUCGGGGAAUUUUCGCCAAUUCGAUCGUGGCUUUUUGCGCAAUCAACUCCAAUACAAUCGUAUGACACCGCCCGAUUAUGAUCUGUCCAAGGUGAAGGUGCCGGUGGCACUUUACUAUUCGAUGAACGAUAUGUUGGUAUCGACAACGGGUGUCGAUCGUUUGGCACGCGAGUUGCCCGAUGUGAUUGACAAAUACUUAGUGCCCAUGGAGAAGUUCAAUCAUUUGGACUUUUUAUGGGCGAUCGAUGUCAAGUCACUAGUGUACAAUCGCCUCGUAAGGAAUAUUAGGCGCGUGGAGAAUUACAAGCAAAAGCAAACGCUACAAAUUAAUGCGAGCAUACAGCAGUUUAGCACACAUCUACACCAACAACAUUUACAAGUACUACAUCAACGACAAUAUCGGCAACAGCAGAAACAUUUGCGGGAACAGCAAGAAUUGGAAAAUCAACAAUUAAAAAAAAGCGGAAACACACGCUCCGGCACAGAUCGAAAUUUCAAAACAAUUUCGAAUACGAAUUUAAAUUCAAACACAAUUGGCAGCGCAGGUCAGCCUAUAAAUGGACGCAUACAUCCACAUGGAGGGAUCGUAUAUUCGACUUAUGCUUCAAUUUUGCCGAAACUCUUGCCGGCAACAGCGACAGCGCCAUCUAUAAAACCAACACUGCCAAUACCGACGGCGCUGCCAAUCGUCAGCACGAACUCGAAUCAAGAUUUAUCUGUGAUAGACGCGGAUAUACAUCCAGUUUAUAAGCCAAGUGAAAAUGAGCAUGAAACUAUGGACCAAGAAAGGCUUUCAAAUUCUAAUAUACCGUUAGAUUUCAUGCCAGUUUUGUUCUCGAAUACAGAAUCAAAUAUGGAGGACAUGAGCACGAAUGCGCCACCAUCCGACUUCUCGGAAACGACGGAAAAAGUAGUAGAAGGGAGUGCGUGAAAUACACUACACUUGUCGUUAGUUUUUAUCAAAUCCGGUUAACUAAUAAUGUUUUUUAAGUAAUUUUUAAAAUUUCGCAUCAUGAUUCACAGAGGAAACAGUCUUAUUUUGGUUCAUCCAUAUUUGCUUAUAAUUUUUAUUCAUUCUUAAAUUAUUUUGUAAAUAAUAAUAUUGCUACAUAUUGUUUUCUUAAUACUCUUUUCUUAUUCUUAAAAUUUAGUUGGCAGAAUUAUAUUUUUGUUAUUUAUUUAGUUUUGAUUUUUUCAUUGAGUUUUUUACUCUGAAAAUGCGCUAAAUUUUAGAUGAAAAAUACACCAGAAACUUUAUUCUUUCAUUGCUUUACUCUGUCAGUACGUUUAUUUUUGAAUAAGUACGCAUAUAUGCAUAUUAUUUUAUUAAAUUUUAUUUUGUUUAUAAGUCGAAUAGAAUAUUAGAUUUUUAAGUAUAAACCGCAAUUAUUGACUGUGAUGACAAACGAUAAACAAACGAAUAAAAGUAUCUUCUGAUGGCGAUUAAUUAGUACAUAAUUUGUACAAAAAUAUAAUUAAGCAUAUACUUGUAUCUAACAAAGCAUUUGAAUGCUAUAUAAGUAACUACUAUCCAUAUAUAAACAUCUAUAGAAACAAAUGCCUGUAUAACAGUGAGCGUGUCGAAAUAAUAAUAAUGGCUUCAUUUUAAAUAUAUCACGUAACAAUUCCUACGUAUAAAUACAUAGUUUAUUCAUAUAAGCCUAAUAUUUAGCAAGGUAAAUGUGCUCACAACUUUUUUUCUUCCGCAAAUUUAUGCUUCCUUCUUUCCAAUACCUGACACUUCCCUCCUAGUUGGCUGUGGUGCUUAAUUUUCCUGUUCAACAAAAACUCAUUUGCUUCUUAUUUAAUUCAGCUUUUAAUUUUAGCUCAAUUUAUAUUCCAAUUAUGUUGAAUUUUGAUUCUGUACACAAGCUGGCGCACUCUGUCCAUAUUUUCCAUUUCGUAUUGCGUAAUUGUGCUUUCAAACUUGUCAAUAUUUACCAAUACUUACACUAAUUUUCGUCAGCUCAUCCAUCUGUCCCUGCAACGUUAACUUCACGGUGAUGCCUGAUAUCAGAGGAAGUUAUAUUGCGAUUGCGUAGAAAAUCCCUAAAUCCAAAAAAUUGCUAUGCCCAUACAAAAUACGGCUUAUCAGCAUAUAUGUACAUAUGUAUGUAUCUAAUAACACACAUUUUAUUAACAUUCCUAUCAUUCACCGCUAAAAAAUUGGAAAAAGUAGACUGCUAAGCCCUGACCAGUUCCAAAGUAAGGCAAUUUUCAAAUUUCAGUAUAGGCAUCAACAUAAAUAUGGCUACUUGGUACAAAUACUUCUUACAAAUUGCGAGAGUAUACACACGACACUCUAUCUUAGCCCUAACUUAGUAUUUUUAACUAGUUUAGUUUGUAAAUAUAUAUGUACAUAAAUAAAAUUAUUUUUAAUCUUUAUAUUUUGUUUUUGUAUAUAUAUUCUUAUAAUCAAUAAAAUUUCUCAAUAUAUGGAUAGUUUUAAUUGGCAAUGCGUACAUCUUUUGUAUAAUUUCAAAAUGGAAUAAAUAUAUUUUUCAUAUUUUCUGAUUCUUCUUAUGGU
This is a messenger RNA of Bactrocera dorsalis (oriental fruit fly), 4387 nucleotides long. Its product is annotated as lipase 3. NCBI's taxonomy places the organism in Eukaryota, Metazoa, Arthropoda, Insecta, Diptera, Tephritidae. Bases 815 to 2791 code for a protein of 658 amino acids. Gene Ontology annotation, biological process: lipid metabolic process. The record is from RefSeq and is a predicted model, not a curated record. The transcript has 6 exons.